Messenger RNA from Cyphellophora attinorum, 1200 nucleotides. RefSeq lists its product as uncharacterized. Bases 1 to 1200 code for a protein of 399 amino acids. Gene Ontology annotation, molecular function: ubiquitin protein ligase activity; cyclin binding; ubiquitin conjugating enzyme binding. Lineage: Eukaryota; Fungi; Ascomycota; Eurotiomycetes; Chaetothyriales; Cyphellophoraceae. Gene Ontology annotation, cellular component: ubiquitin ligase complex; nucleus; cytosol. The transcript is spliced from 3 exons. The record is from RefSeq and is a predicted model, not a curated record. Gene Ontology annotation, biological process: protein polyubiquitination; protein autoubiquitination; proteasome-mediated ubiquitin-dependent protein catabolic process.
AUGCCCGAGCUCUACGUCUACGCCGAGCUUCUGUUGCACAUCCGUCAACUGACUCUGUACGCAUCGCUCUCGGAGGAUAAACACAAGGGCACCCAGAUCUUUAUCUCGUCCGACAAGAAAGUGAUUACGGCGGUCUACGGCGAUGAGAGAGCCAGCAUAUAUCUUCCAACUCAGAUCAAAGGCACGGCGAACGUGACCUUCCCACUCGGCAAGCGGACAGAGUUCUCGACGAAGCUACAGAUUGACGACCAGAAUGAGCUACAGCAUGCUAUCGAGACGUCCUCCGAGAUCCAGGUGCCAUGUACUGCAACAUCGCUUCAGCCUGGUGUGCAGCUGCGAUGCAAGGCAUGCUCGGCGAUUGUGGUCGAGGAAGGCGUCAUUGUUCAAUGGAAGGAUCUGCCUAGUGAGAACUGGGCCGAGCUGAUGGACUUGUGGUUCUGUCACAAGCCUCACGAGCAUGAUCACGAUCACGAUGACACGAAAGCUGCGGCUGCGUCGAAGGGUUUCGCGGAUCAGUCGAAGAUUCUGAAUGAGCGUGGGACAGGAAUGGUCGACAGCCUGUCCUUCUUAAUCCAUGGAGAUGACAGCAAAGCUAUUCAGUCCGAUGACCAGGAUGUAUCCGAAAUUCCACCGUCUCUUCAAGUCGCGGCUGCAGAUCAACGACCAGACCUAUUCUUGCAGCAUCUUCAUCGGCGCCCAGCUCCUCCAACUCAUCGAACACACCACCUCACGGCGCGUUGUUAUCCACCUUCUCCACCUCGGGAGUCCGACUCCAAGUCUCACUCCUCCCCACCGCCUGGUCUGCUCCUCUGGAUCUUCAACCCGGAUAUCUAUUAUUCCGCCUCCCGUCGACGCGAUCCGGAACCUACAGUUCACCGCGCCCUCAAGGUAUUCUACCAAGAAGUUUCCGAUCCCGCUAAGCUGCUAGACUCGCAUCAAAGCACACUCGAAGAACUCGCCCUCCCAAAGCCAGAAUACGAGACUUUUUACAAAGAGCUAGUCGGGAGCAAAGACUACAUGCCAGUGUCAGCCCGCACAUUCCAGGACUGGCAAGUCGGGCUGCUGGACCGGUGGGAGGAGACGGCGUCUGGUCUGGGGGCGAUGGACCAGAACGCGUUGAAUCGUGCAGUGGAAGGUGAUAUGGAGCUAUUCAAAGCCGCCAAAGUCGAUUUGCCUGGGUCGGAAGGCUUGUAUGACUGA